Molecule: messenger RNA, 597 nt
Organism: Sphenostylis stenocarpa
Lineage: Eukaryota; Viridiplantae; Streptophyta; Magnoliopsida; Fabales; Fabaceae
Source: the annotation of a GenBank genome assembly
AUGGAUCUUGACUGCAAAAAAUUUAGAGGAGGACCAAGAGAACUAACAGGUGCUAUGGAUCUAUUAAAUCACUUCAAAUUACUCCCACAUUUUGAGUUUUUCUGCAAGAGGCAACUUCCUGUUUCAAUUUCAGAUGCACACUAUUUACACAAUAUAGUAGGCGACAGAGAAAUCAGAAAAGAGGACGGGAUGCAGUUGGAUCAACUUCUGCAAAAUACAUCUUUGCCCAGUGAUACCAAUUAUUGUAUACAGCCUUUGGACCUUGAUAUCCUAAAAGAAGCUUUUCAACUCAAGCAAACUGUUCCCGUUGAUUUGCCUGCUGCAGAGAAGGGGAUUCUGACUGUAGCAGGAAAAUCAAAAGGUGAAACUAAAGAUGAGGAAAAGAAGCAUAGAAAGCACAAAGAUAAGGACAAGGGGCAUAGGAAGCACAAACUUCGUCAAAAAGAUCAAAGCAAAGACAAAGAAAAGGAUAAAAAGAAAGAUAAAAGCAGGCACCAUGAUUUUAGUGCUUUUGGUGCUGAUCCUUCGAAGAAACACCAUGACAAGCAUAAGAGCACAAAAUUUGAUGAAUUGGGGGCAGUAAAAGUUGCAGGCUAA